UGAUAACCUUCCAUAACCUCAAAUUCUGUUAUCAGUUCAAAAUAUCCUAAUGAACUUUUCUGACAAUUUCUACAACACAAAGUAACAUUUCUUUUUGAUAAUGAGACAAAUCCAUCAGAUAUUUGAUCGUGCCUCUCCCUUUUCACGUAAAUUCCUGAUAUUCAAGUGAUUCUCAGUGAAUGAACUAAAGCUUAUGUAAUCAUAAACAUUUGACUCAUCAAUAUUUUAUUGUAGCACAGUGUUUCCUCCUGAAUCCCUCAAAAUGAACACAUCAAAAGUUGUUCUUACUUCAACAAUGAAAGCAGUCCGCAAAUUGAACUGUGCAAUUUUACCAAAGUUUCUAUCUCAGCAUGCCGCCAGUGAACCACCGCCACAAGGUAACAAAACGCACUUUGGUUUCGAAGUUGUCGAUGAAAACGAAAAAACAGAGAAAGUUCAUCAAGUAUUUGAAUCGGUUGCUUCAUCGUAUGACAAGAUGAAUGAUGCAAUGAGUUUUGGGAUUCAUAGAAUUUGGAAGGAUAUUUUUAUAGAUAGACUGGGCCCUGUGCCCGGAACAAGGCUACUGGAUGUUGCAGGAGGCACUGGUGACAUUGCCUUUAGAUUCCUCAAGUACCUGAAAAACACUGGAAACUCUGAUGCACACUCUGAAAGCCACGUCACCAUCAGUGAUAUUAACGAACACAUGUUGAAUGUUGGGAAAGGGCGAGCCCAGAAGCUUGGCUACUCGGAUGAACAAAUAAGUUGGUUAUUAGCAAAUGCUGAAGAGUUACCGAUAGAAGAUAAUUCUUACACUGCGUACACAAUUGCUUUUGGCAUCAGAAAUGUGACACACAUGGAUAGAGCCUUGGCUGAAGCAUACAGAGUUCUCAAACCUGGUGGGCGAUUUCUAUGUUUGGAGUUCAGUCAUGUUAACAACCAAGUUUUACAGUGGCUGUAUGAUAGGUAUUCAUUCGAAGUCAUACCCGUGAUGGGUCAAGUGAUUGCAGGUGACUGGAAGUCCUAUGAAUAUUUAGUUGAAAGUAUCAGACAGUUUCCUAAUCAAGAGGACUUCAGCAAGAUGAUCAGAUCUGCCGGAUUUCGUUGUGUGUCCUAUGAAAACCUAACUUUCGGAGUUGUUGCGAUUCAUUCAGGUUUUAAAUUAUAAUCCUCAAGAUAUACUAAUUUUGUUUCUUCAUUAAUGUAAAGUAAUGUGUGUGUUCACAGUAUUAUCUGUACAAAUUAUAUUUUUGUUUGGUUUCAUUUGUAAAA
This is a messenger RNA of Bemisia tabaci, 1248 nucleotides long. RefSeq names its product ubiquinone biosynthesis protein COQ3, mitochondrial (gene Coq5). Lineage: Eukaryota; Metazoa; Arthropoda; Insecta; Hemiptera; Aleyrodidae. Gene Ontology annotation, biological process: ubiquinone biosynthetic process. Gene Ontology annotation, molecular function: 2-methoxy-6-polyprenyl-1,4-benzoquinol methyltransferase activity. The record is from RefSeq and is a predicted model, not a curated record.